This is a messenger RNA of Phycodurus eques (leafy seadragon), 2851 nucleotides long. RefSeq names its product dentin sialophosphoprotein-like. The transcript has 23 exons. Lineage: Eukaryota; Metazoa; Chordata; Actinopteri; Syngnathiformes; Syngnathidae. The coding region runs from base 63 to 2600 and encodes 845 amino acids. The record is from RefSeq and is a predicted model, not a curated record. Gene Ontology annotation, molecular function: protein binding.
AGAUCCUCGGCUAACGACACGAUACCGUUCCAACGGUGGCGAAGUAACCCAAAUCCGUUCGUAUGUCGCAACGAUGCGCUAUCUCAUAUGCUAUGAGUGGCUUGGAGAAUCAUGAUGAAGAAUCAGAUUGCUCUGAAGAAGAGAUCAGGGUGUAUGCACGGGACAUAGGCAUUGAGCCAGAGAGUGAGCAAGAGCUUUUGUGGCUUGCCAGGGAAGCUAUAUUCGCUCGACUGCCCCCAGGAUGGGUUAAGAGCCAAGAUGAGAGUGGGAACCCCAUCUUUCACAACCACUAUUUGCAGACAUCGACUAAUGAACACCCCUGCAAAGUGCAGUACCGUCAACUGGUGGCCCAGGAACGUCAACUGGUUGCCCAGGAACGUGAGCGUAUCCAGCGCAUGCCUGCUGUUGGAGGCUCAGUAAGCCAGCUAGACAAGAAAGAGAAUGAGGAGGCUAUUAAUACACCCACAGGACUUUUCUGCAGUGGAUUCUUGAAUGUAAUAAGCAGCAGGUACAAAGAAACGUCAUCUCUGACACUACUGAGCUUGGAUGACGAAGAAGAUUGGAUCAUCUCCGAAAAGGAGGACUCUGGAGGCACUGCUAGUGACGAUCAAGCAGAAGAGAUGACCAAGUCAAAAAUGCAGGAUAAGGCCCAUUCUGGGGACAAGAGUGGUGAAUCACCACUGCAACAGCUGUCUGGAGAAUUUCCGAUCUCCGACAAUUCUGUUUCCUGUGACAGUCAGCUGGAGAUGGAUGAAAGAGGAGAGGAUGAGGAGACUGGUGCUGCCAAGGGCCCGGAUGAAUUGAGACAUGACUCCUCUGGUGAAGACAACCACAGUGGCCCUGUGGAUCAAGAGUGUGAACACAUUCCGUGCACUGAUGCAGUUUGGGGCCCAGGACGUAAACAGGACCAGGAGAAAGAAGAAACUAUAAAAGCACCUGGACGUUUCUUUUGCAGUGGAUUCUUGAGUGUUUUAGCCAGUGGACAGGAUGAAGGUUCUACACCUUCCAUCCAUGAUGAUGAAGACAAUGCCAUCAUCUAUGAAAAGGAGGACUCAAGAAGCAGUGACACAGAUCUAAUAGAGCAGCCACAAAUGACGGAUAAAGACAGUUUUGCAGACCACAGUACUGACUCAUCGGAUCAACCGAUCAUAGGUGAGUCUUUGGACAGUUCUGGAGGCUCUGACAGUCAGAUACACAUAGAUGUCAAAGAAGAAGAUGGGGAGACUGAGGUAGUAAAGAGCCUAGAUGAGCCUGAGCAUGGCCCUGGUGAAAAAAGCCACUUUUCCCCAGAAACACGUGACCAUGAAAACAUCCAGAUGCCUUCAUCUAGUUCUUCUAUCACUGCUUUGGUAGCUGAAAAGGACAAACAAUUGGAGGAGGCAAACAAAACAUUUGGACUAUCAGAGAAUUCUAUUCACUGUGACUGUCAGUUGGGGAUGGAUGUCAAAGACCGUGAGGACAAGGUGACAGAAGCUGCCAAAAGACAAGAUGUCCACAGAAGCCAAGUGGAUCAGGGGCAUGAACACAUCCAAUCCACUGAUGCUAUGUAUCAUUCAGAAGCCAAGCAAUCACCACAGGAACAGGAUAUAAGAGAUUGUGGGGCAGAUCCUUCAGAGGAGUUGGCUGAGACUCAUCCUGACUACAGUACUGAAUCGCUGCAGCAGCAGGUACCAUCAGAGCUUCUGGAAUCUGAUGGUUCUGUUUGCUGUGAUAGUCAGCUGGAGAGGGAUGUCAAAGAAGGAGAGGAUGAGGAGAAUGUGGUUGCUAAGAGUAAAGAUGUCUACAGUUGUCUGAUAAAUCAGGAGCCUGAACCCAUUCAGUGCACUGUGUCAGACUCAGGAGGUGAACAUGACCAGGAGAAAGAAAAGCUUAUCAAAACACCAGGGGACAAAAGAGGCAAUAAUGCAGAACUAGCAGAGGAGAUGUCCGAUUCAGAGAUGACUGAUUCGGAUUGCCAGUGUAUUGAAUCAACGAUGCAACAGGUACUUUCAGAGUGCCUCGACUCCGACAGUUCUUUUUACUGUGAAAGUCAGCUGGAUACAAAGGAAAAUAAGGGUGCCAAAAGCCAAGAGGAUUCUGGGCACGGCUCCCCUGGUAAUGACAUCCACCGAUGUCAAGUGGAUCACAGUCAUGAGCACAUACAGUGCACUGAUGAACAGAAAAAUAAGGAGGAAGAGGAGCCAAUCAAAAAACUAGGAUUUCCUGGAGAGUUUUUGGAAUCCAGCAAUUCUGUUUCCUCUGACAGUCAUCUGGAGAUGGAUGUGAAAGAAGGAGAGGAUGAGGAGACAGAGGCUUCCAAGAGCAGCCAAGAUGAAUCAGGACAUGACCCCUCAUGCAAACAGGGCCACAGUAAAUCAGUCGCUGAGGAGUAUGGCUACAUCCAGGGCAUUGAUGAUAUUGAGGGCUCAGAGGCCAAACAUGAAAAAGAAGACGAAGAAGAGUCUACGAAAACUGACUCAAGAAACAGCAAUGAGGAGACAGAGGAGAUUACUGAGCCAGAAAUGUAUGAAAAGGUCCUUUCAGAGGAUCAAAAGAAGGACUCAACAAAGCAAUGGGUACUGUUGAACUGUGCUCUUCUUUGUCUUGAAUCUUAUUGGUGAUAUUGGUAUAUAUUGGUGGUGGUAUUUGGUGAUUGUGUAAGGUGCAUUGUGUUAAGAUUCUCCCAGGAUCCUUCCAUUGAAAAUUGAAUUUUUUGGUAUCCUGAUCUUGCAUAAGGCUUUUUGCUGUCACUGUCAGUUGAACAGGGAUGAGAAAGAGGAGGUCGAUAAGGAGGCUGAGGCUGCCAAGAGGUUUGUUGUUUUUACAUUGCACAUGGGAAAGGUCGCUACAGUGGAUAAAAGUCUACACUCCC